This is a messenger RNA of Mytilus californianus (California mussel), 6927 nucleotides long. Its product is annotated as next to BRCA1 gene 1 protein-like. Gene Ontology annotation, cellular component: phagophore assembly site. Bases 123 to 3758 code for a protein of 1211 amino acids. Gene Ontology annotation, molecular function: zinc ion binding; ubiquitin binding. The record is from RefSeq and is a predicted model, not a curated record. Gene Ontology annotation, biological process: macroautophagy. The transcript is spliced from 20 exons. NCBI's taxonomy places the organism in Eukaryota, Metazoa, Mollusca, Bivalvia, Mytilida, Mytilidae.
GUGUAAUCAGUUUUGUGUUUAGAUGAUAAUGCGGCAUAUUUGUCAACAAGAAAGGAAGAUGAAAGUAUAAUAUUGUGAUUUUUUCGAAUACACAUUAAUUGAGAAGAUUGACACUUAGCCGCAUGACAGAAAUGGAUGAAUUAAUUGCAAUAAACGUGCGAUACGAAGGGGACAACGAAGCUUCACAAAUAUUUCAACUAAACCCAAAGACACAAUGGCGAGAUCUGGAAGCCAUGUUGAAGGUCCAGUACGACUGUGAAAAUGUGGAGGUAUUCUAUGUUGAUACAGAUGGUGACUAUAUUAUUUUAAGCAGUCAAGAGGAGUUGGAGGAAGCUUUCAAAGUUGCACAGAACUGCUCCAGUACUCUACAUCUCAAACUCAGAAAUUUCACAGGACAACAAGUAGAGUCAGAAACACACAGGGGGGAUAAUUCUCCACAGACACCAGGAGGAGACACUGAUGUAAAGAUAAUGAUGGAAUCUUCUGUUGACCCUAAAUCUGAACCUCAACAGAACACAGAACCUCAGAAAGAACAAGGAGGAGAUUCCUGUUCUAGUGAGGCAGAGUUAGAGAAACUAGAAAUGUGGCUCCACGAAGACAGUAAGCCAUUGAUAAGAUCUAAAGAAGUAGAAAAGCAAAUGGCACCAACUGUUGACAUUGUUACUCCAUCAGAAGAUGAAAAGAAGGAGGCUGGAGAACUAAAGCCAUCUGAUGGACAGAAAGAUGAAGAGACGGGAGCAGUUUAUGUCAAGCCAAAGGUAAUGAGACAAAAAGUAAGAAAGUCUGAAAAGACAUUAGAACAUAGAAGGCGUCAUUGUAGAAGUGCAGAAAGGUCACGAAGACACAGAUAUGAAGAAGAGGCUGAAACUUCAGAUGAUUCUGCUAUGCCGUAUGAUGUGUUCAUUAAAUACAUGCAGCAGUUAAAACUUGAAUUGAGAACAGAAAUUGUAAGAGAUGUUACCAGGAAAACAGUGAAACAAGUAUUGAAGGGAUUAGAUGGAGCAGUGAUACAGUCAAUGAAGGGGGGUAACUCUGAUGGUACGGUAGAAAUACCUGUAUCCCCAAUAAAGACAGAAGAUACUCCUAUCUCAUCAGCAGUAAAGAACAAAGAAGUGGGAACAGUAGAAGCAACAUCUUCACAUCCAAUAUACUACCAUGAACAUGUGACCUGUGACUUCUGUGAGAGGACCAUUGUAGGAGCUCGGUACAAAUGCUGUAAUUGUAGUGAUUAUGAUUUAUGUGAAGAGUGUGAGGCCAUCCAUGGAGUUCAUGACCCCAAUCAUGUGUUCCUGAAGAUCAGACGACCAGUUCGACUCCGCAAUACAACUCCUCUUCUAAAACAGAUAAUUUACAGAUCAACUUCAACUGAACCUAUUGAAGCCAGGCAACCAUUGUUUGAAAGUGCAGAAAAAUUACUGAAAGCUAAAAUGGAUAAAUUAAAGGCUCAACUAUCACAUAAGCAAGAUAAACUGAGGAAGAAGGAAGAAAAAAUACUGAGAAAACAAAAAAGGAAAGAAGAUAGACUUCAACAGUGGUUAGAAUCUUCAAAGCAUGAUGUUAUGCAAGUUAGACAUGCAACUGUUGAACUUUUAAUGGCUGCAGACUUCUUGUAUGAUGUUACUAUACCAGACGGAACAAGAGUACAACCAGGAACCAGACUUAUGAAAACUUGGAGAAUAAGAAAUGCAGGAACAUCUAAAUGGACUGAUUCAACCAAGUUGAAAGUAGUAUAUGAUUGUAUACCAACUGUUCGCAAGGAAGAAAAUGUACCAAAAUUGAGACCUGCAGAAGAAGGGGAGAUAACCGUUGAACUUGUUGCUCCUCAAAAACCAGGUCGUUAUCAGAGCCAUUGGAAGAUGUUCGACCAUGACAGGUCAUUUGGACAUCGUGUAUGGUGUGAUAUCAUUGUAGAACCUAAAGAAGUCCUGGAACCAACUAAAGAUGAUACAUUCAAACUUGUUCAACAGUCUCAACAAGCAGAAAACUUGCAUCAGAAAAGUGAAUAUGAAGAAAUCCCUGAAAGAGAUGUAAAAAUAUCACUGAAGGAAGACUUCCUGUUAGAACCACGUCAGACAAGUCUUAAAUCAAACGAGGAAACAGAAAAAAGGGAACCAGGAGAAGGAGAAGAAAAUAUAAAGAUAGUCAUGGCCGACAGUGUAGCUGAAAUAGCUGACAAAAUGGUAGAAUUUGUGUGUGAACAGAUGGAUAGGAGUGAAGCUAAAAAUGUUGAACAUGUUAUGCCUGAAAAUAAUAAUGAGGAAACCAUAGCUCUAGAAAAUGAACCCAGAUCUGGUGAUCAAGAAGGAGAGAAUCUUGAUACUGGAAUUCCAAUGGAAUUUGCUGGACAUCAAAAAGAGAUCAGUGACACUGGUAAUAAAUAUGAAACUACUAGGAAAAGUGGUGACGAGUCAGACUUCAGUGACGGACAUGGGUUCCUGCAUGUACAGGGCCCUGAUCUGAUUGCCUUUGAGAUGGUAGAGCCUGGUGAAGAAGACAAGUAUGAAAAUGCUCUUCCUGUUGAAGAGGAAAAGUUUGAAAAUGCAGAAGAAUAUCUGAAUGAUAGAAAAGAAGAAGUUCAGAUAGAAGAGAGGCAGGUUCUGUCAAGAAGUAGCAGUGUUGAAGUUGUAGAUAUGACACAAGAUGAAUCUGCACUUGAUGAGGAAGUUCAGGAUCAUGAAUAUCUGAGAAGUUUACAGAAUCCUGUUACAGUUAAUGUAGAUGAAGAUGAGGAUGAUGAUGAUGAUGAUGAUGAUGACAGUAUGACCGAUAGUUCCUACGACAUAUAUAAUGAUAGUGAAGAUGAUUUCUUGGUUGUCCCCAUGCCUGCCUGUUUCAAUUUGGAGAAACCAAUCAGCUUUCAACAACCAGAGAGUCAGUCUGAAGAUGAAAGGGGAGAUAAUUUGGAUGAUAAUCAUAACAGGAUUCAUGUUGCUGAUGAACAGACCAGAGUAUCUGUAGAUGAUAUACUAACUACAUCUGGCACCAUAGCCACGCCCCCUUUGGAGCCAGAAGCUGUAGCCAUGCCGCCACAGGAAGUAGAAGAAACAGCCAUAAUUAAGAAAGAUUCUGAUCUUGAUGAUUUACUUGGAACAGAAUCAGUGGAAAAGGAUAAUCUUGUUAGUGCAAGUGAAACUGACAGUGAAGAAACCAAAGUUGUAGAAAUCACUCAACAUCCUGGACAAGCAGACAAAAAGGAAGAAGUAACUUCCCCUGUUGUAACAACACAACCAGAGGGAGCCACUGCAAUGGAAUCACAAGAGGAUAAACAACAUGAACAAAGACCAGCAGAACUUGUGAAUCAGAUCAUGCACACUGCAGUAAAAGCUGCCAACAAAGCUGCUGCUAAUGCCUAUACUACAGCCAAAGAAGUUUUCUACACUUGGCAGGCAAGAACUUACCAGAGUGCUGGUGGAAAAACAAACGGUUACAAACCUCCAACAUCGUCAUGGAAACCUAAAGAGAGCGACUUUAAACCACCACAAUCUGACUGGAAACCAAAAAAUGAAGCUAGUAAAGAAACAGAACCAUGGAAAGCGCCAAAUGCUGAUUACAAACCACCAAAAUCUGAGUGGAAACCUAAUAGCGACAAAUGGCAACCUCCAAAAGAAGCAGGACCAAUGGCUAAGCUUAAAGAAAUGGGAUUUUGCAAUCGUGAAUUGAACGAAAAACUUCUGAAAAAACAUAACGAUGAUGUGGAGACUGUUGUACAAGAAUUGUUGUCAACAACAGAAAAUGAUUGGAUGGCACAGAGACAUUAGUUUGCCGUUACUAUGGAAACUGGCUCAGUUUAUAGAAUUUGCUUAAAAUCAGUGGAUGCAUAGAAAUAUGGAGUGUGACAAGAACUUCGUGUUAUAUAAUUUUUUGAACACUUAUUUUGUCUUUUAUUUUUAAAAAUAGUGUUCAACAGUUUAUCUUUGCCAUUUUUUUUAUUUUAUCUUUAUUGAUAAAAUUUUAAGGAAUUUGUGGAAUUUCUUCUACAAUUUAUAAUUUAUGUAAAAGUGAUACAUGUACAUAAAAUAUCUAAAAAUUAGCUUAAAUUGUAUUUUUUCUCUUGCAUAUCUUUGAUUCCAUCUAUUUAAUAGUAUUUAUGUUCUAAAAAGUUUCAUUAUUAAAUGGUGUCAAGAAUGUUAUAAUUCUUGAAAAGUUUGUAUUCAAAAUAUUUUUUCCAUUGUUGUCGAAAGUAGAAGGUCAAAUGGUUGACCUUUAAAAAGAAAAAUGUUUAAUUUUACUUAUGGUUUUAUUUAAGAAAAUAUGUAGGAAAAUAUUUGUUUUAUUCUUUGUUGAUUGAAGGUUUGUCUCUCAUUAUGCAUAUUGGGCUACGAAUGUACAUGUAGCUUGAUAAUAAAAUGUUAUAUUUUGUGUUGUGUAUACACAUGACAUGCAACUAUCUUCACAACAUUAUUAAUGCAAUUGUUAUGAUACCUUAGUUUCGUGUUUUUCCUUCACCAAAAACAAUUGUAAGAUUAAUAGGAGACUGUGUGAUGUCAUUUUAAAGUCCGGUACACCUAAAACCAGUAUAUCUGCACUAGAUGAUAGAUGAGUUUUGAUGAAGUACAGCAAUAACACACUUUUCCUUGGCUGUUGAUUUUGUACAAAUUUAUGUACACAUUUUGUGUCAUGAAUGAAUACAGAAUUAUCUUUCUUUCCAAGCCCAAAUUUUUUUCAGGAAGUUGAAAUAAGAAUUCUCUCCAUUCAUUUUUUUAAUGUCAGGAACCAUCCUUGAAAAUAAAAAUAAAAACUUAUAGUAAUUUCUGAAUUUGUAUUUCUGUUUGAUAAGGAGUCAAACCUGAAAAAAAAUAUCAUUCUUAGAAAAAAAUAUACUUGCUUACUUAUUUGAACUUAUAUAUGUAAAUACAAUUAUUAUGAUACAUGUUGAAUUCUGUGAUUGGUUAAUUUUUUGUUGUUGUUUAUUUAUUUCCCCUUAUUUGAUUUUUAUGUAUAUUUUUUAUUAAUACUUUGACUUUAAUGUUAUGAUUUAUUGAUUUUGUGUAUUAGUGCUUUGUGAUAAUGGGGAGACUAUUUCAUGUAAACAAGAUUUUUGUAUAAAUAUUGCUCUUAGUGGUUCACUUACAUGAAAAUAUUAAUCAUGAGAUUUUGUUUAAAUACAUAAUCAGCAAUUAUUACAAGUUAAACAAAUAUUAAUGUCAGUUUAUCAGUUUUCAUGUACAGUUGGUAUAGUGCACAAUGUUAUUCAGUUUGAAAAUUUUCAGACAGAUCACCCUUUUAUAACCCUGUCCUUUAAAUCACAGAUAGAAAUUUUAGAACAAGUUAUUUAAAAAAUUACUAAUAAUCUGUGAAUCACUAGAAUCUGUUGUACAUAAGAUAUAUUCAUUUUAUUUGAUAGAGGACUAUUUGUUAUCUUAGGUUAAAGAUAUUUGUCAGUUUGAAGAUGUAUGUGUUUUUGGGUUAAUGUUUUUCAAAAAAUGUAUCUUUAUAUUCUGUUAAUUAAGAAAUUUUUCAUGCAUUUUUUGUGUUUGUUGAGCAAUGGACAGACAUGCAAGAUUUAUUAUUGCAAUUUUAGGAAAAACUGUUUAAAAAUAUUGAAAAAUUUGCAAAAUAUAUCACUCUGCAAUUUUUGCAGUAAUAAAAACACAGCAAAAAUUUCUGAAUUAACUAUGUAUUUUUCAAUACAGAUUGUCAAAUAAUGAUGGAAAGUCAUACUUUAAUUUCUGCAGGUACAGUAUAUACAUUUGCAUAUGUUGGUAUUGUUGGGCUUUGUCAAGAAAUUUAAACCAAAAUUUAUUUCAAAUUUACAUAGAAUUACAUUUCCUACAAAAAAAAUCUCAUGAUAAUCUGUAGCUUUCAUUUCUUGGUAUUAUCAGUGUAAACUUUUUAUUUCAUCUUUGGAUUAUCUCCCCUUCACUGAAAUCUCCACACUCCAGUUGUCAGUUUAACUUAUAUCAAAUUGAAUGUAAACGGGCUGACAAUAUUUUUUAAGAUACAAAUGUAUAACAAAUAUCUUCUUGAUAAAUAUCAUUUGACCUUUGUCUAUAGUCUUUUGACCUUGGACAAUCAAACUGCAAUUGUAUAUGAAAUUGUAUAUGAAAUGUUUAACAUUGUAAUACACUAUAUGCAUAAAUGGAAAAAAAAGUUAUAAUUUGUCAAUUUAACUUUCAACUUCUUCAAUUAUUUGUAUUAAAUUUUCAGCUGUAGAAUGAUUUUAUUAACUAACCUCACAACAAAUCCAAAACUGUCAUAAAACAUUGUUUUUUUACAAUUUUGUUGUAUUAAUUGCAUUUUUUGAAAAUUUAUAUGCAAAAUUUAGAAUUUUCUAAGCUUAUGAAAAUAAUUGACUUAAUCUGUUUGACUUUACCUUGAUAGUGAAAGAAAUAAGUUUGUAUGUACUGAUAGUGGAAAUGACCUUAGCAUGAAAAGGUUAUAGGUUAUAAUAGUGUGUGACCUUUGGGAGUUCAUGAUCUUAUUACAGAUAUGGCAGUCAUGUUACUGUAAACCAACUAAUUUUCAAGAACAAUUUAAUUUGCAACUUUUGCGAGUAAAGCAAGAACAUAAAUGUAAAUCAUCACAAGUAUUUCAAACAUUAAUCUUCUUCUGUAUGAAUACAGUAAAAACAAAGUUAGAAAAUCAUGGAAAUAUAUCACUGUGGAGGCUGCUUGAAACAGCAAACUGCUAAAAAAAUGUAUCCCCUAAAAUACUUUGGUUUACAAUAUGUUGAUCUUUAUUAAGUUAAGGAACUUUCAAAGGUAUUUUUAAAUGCAGUGUAAUGGUAUUGAUAGCAAAAUAUAUUUUCUUAUUUGAAUGGUGAAUUACCCAAUAUGGCAAUGAUUUUUCAAGCUUGAAAAAAUAGUUUUGUUGAUUUAUAGAGUAAGUUAGCAAAGCAUAUCUAGAAUUUAUAGCAGGUCUACAUAGUCUUUGUGUUUAAUUUAAUGUUUACAAUGUCUUUCAUAACAAUAAACAUUAUUGCAUAUA